AUGUUUCGACUUCAAAAGCACUUUUGUUCUUCGAGAAUUCACUACAUUCGACGUGGACUAUCAGCGACUUGCUGUCAAUACUCUUCAACUAGAAUAAACAGCAAUAAAUCCAACACAACGACCACUACAUUUACAUCCACAAAAACUAGUAAAAACCCCCUUUUAUGGUCUGUGCCCUUCCUCAGUAGCAGCAGCAAGGACGCUAAUAAAGAUGACUCAAUACAAGAUACCACCAAAGAGCAGCAUGAAGACGACAAUGCCUUCAUUGCAUCACUCAUGUCCAACAAGGCCUGGCUAUCGGGCAAAAUAGAUUGGAUUGAUUUCCCCUCGGUCGAUGCCAUCAAUGCCAAAAUACAGGAACUCUAUCCACAGUUCAGCUUACAAUUCACUCAUCUGCGAGAAGGCUAUGCAAAGAUGUGGGAUUACCUCACCAUGGAAGAAUUCAGAAAGAUUGUGGAGCAAGUCAAGAAGGAAGAAAAUGACAUUCGAGUGUACCCUGAAAUGGCAAGGGAUGCUAUUGUGAGGGAGGGUGCUGCGCUAUCAGACGAAGAAAAGGACUUUAUCACCAAGAGAAAGCUCAAGCAAAAGAGAGCAUUCGCAGAUUUUAUUGGCGAAGAUCCAGAGAACAUUGAUGUCAGGGACAUUCCCAUUGUGGGGUUAGCUUCUAGUGGUGGCGGCUAUCGAGCCAUGAUAGGACUGAAUGGCUAUUUGAACGCCAUGAAGAAGUCAGGCGCUUUGGAUUGCACCAUGUAUUUUACGGGCAUUUCAGGCUCGUGUUGGACCAUGGCCCUGUAUUACAACCAAUUAACAAACGCUGAUCCGGUGCGCAUGGAACAACAUUUCGAAUCACACUUGUCAACACAUUGGGCAAAUAUGUCUAAUUUUAUCAAUAUUUUGACAGCAUCACCUGAGAAGAGCAAACUUCUGCUGCAAGGAGCCAUCCAGAGAUACAAUCAACAAAACGGUGAUUUGAGUUUAGUGGAUAUAUUUGGUAUGCUGAUGGGCGGCACUUUGCUGACCAAGAAACCGCCUGCUAUGAAGGACCCAGAAGAUCAGCAGGAAAUGAAACAGCGCAUGAGAGAGGAUGAUACCAUGGAAGAAAUGGACACCAAACGAGCCAUGCAUUUGACAGGACAGGCAGAGUUCUUGAAGGAUGGAUCAGAGCCAUUGCCCAUCUACUGUGUGGUGCGUCAUGACAUUGCGUAUGGAAAGACGUUUGAAGAAAGAAUCGAGGAAUUGAAAAAGAUGACAUUCAAAACUUCGCAAGAAAAGAAAGAACUCGAUACGUUGGAAAAGAAGGCCGAUAAGUUUGAGGAUGAGCAGCCAAAUGAUGCUUAUCAAUGGUUUGAGUUUACACCGUAUGAUAUGGGCUGUGAAGAGAUUGAAGCUUGGAUUCCUAUGUGGGCAUUUGGAAGGCAUUUUGAAAAGGGUAAAAACACCGAGAGAUUGCCUGAGCAAACACUGGAUAUAUUGAUGGGUAUGUUUGGAUCUGCCUUUGCCGCAAGUUUGGUCCACUUUUAUCAAGAAAUUCGAAGCUUCUUACCUUCUGGCUCCUUGGACAAGAUUGACGAAGCUAUUACUCGAUACGAAUCAUCCAUGUCAAGCUAUCAUCCCAUCUCGCCCUCCUCUUUCCCCAACCCAUUCUACAAGCUGCCCAACACCUACACCAUUGAAGGCGAAGAAAAAGAAAUCAAGCGACCUGAAGCGCUGGUCGACUCCAAGGAACUGUAUUUGAUGGAUGCUGGCAUGGACAACAACAUUCCCUUCUACCCACUGAUGCGAGAAGGCCGCGAUGUAGAUGUGAUACUGGCAAUUGAUCUCAGUGCUGAUAUACAAACCGCUACUCACUUUGAUCGCGCCGAGAGUUACAUCAAGAGAAGAGGCAUUCAGGGAUGGCCCACAGGUGCUGGAUGGCCCAAGAACCACGACCACAGCGAGGACAAGUAUCCUUUGGGAUCCUGUACUAUUUUCGAUUCGGAGGCCAAGGAAGAAGUAACUACCACAUCCAAUACAACACACACAAGAAAGAAGCAACCCGUUACCUUGGCCUACUUUCCAUUUAUCGUCAACAAGGCAUUUGAUCCUGAUUUUGAUCCUCAAGAAGAAGAGUAUUGCAGCACAUGGAACUUUGUCUAUACACCUGAACAGGUCAAGAAGGUAACAGGCUUAGCGGAAGCCAACUGGGACGAUAGUACAGACAAGAUCAAGCAAGUACUGAGAAAGACCUGGGAAAGAAAGAGAAGAGAGAGAAUAGAGAAAGAAUAA
Mucor velutinosus is the source of this 2265-nucleotide messenger RNA. Its product is annotated as U6 snRNA-associated Sm-like protein LSm1. Gene Ontology annotation, cellular component: cytosol. Gene Ontology annotation, biological process: glycerophospholipid catabolic process. The coding region runs from base 1 to 2265 and encodes 754 amino acids. Gene Ontology annotation, molecular function: A2-type glycerophospholipase activity. The transcript is spliced from 4 exons. The record is from RefSeq and is a predicted model, not a curated record. NCBI's taxonomy places the organism in Eukaryota, Fungi, Mucoromycota, Mucoromycetes, Mucorales, Mucoraceae.